GGAAGCGACAGCCGAAAGGCAGCUUCGAACGACGAAUGAUAAGCGAGUUCCAUCAUGCGGAGACCCCACUGGAAAAACGCCAGCGUGUAAAACACUUCCAGAUGGUGCUCCAUCACACGCAUCACCGGAGUUAGUGAUCGAGGGACAGUAUGCUGAUCCAACGUCCGGCCUCACAUCUUUCCAUGAAGCAUGGCGCAACACUUCCAUGCAAAAGGGAGACAUCCAAUCCCCAAGGUCGAGUGAGGCAGAGAUGAACCAGCCCUUAGUUUCUGCUGGAGACCGACCGUUCUACCAAGACGCGCAUAGUCCGGACCCGUUGCCCAAUGCUCCCACAGCGCGCCGCUUACUGAAUCUUUACUUCGAGUCCUGUGUUGUUACCUAUCGAAUAUUCCACCAACAAACCGUGGAAGGUUGACUAGAUACCAUCUUGGACAAUUGGCGAACAAAUCGCCCAAUAACACACCCCAUUAAGACUGUUAAGUAUACAGUCACACAAUCUUUCAAUCAAAGACCGUCCAGCUCAAUAUCAUUCAGGAUGUACCCCAUUCUACCGGGUGUGAACGCCUGGAACGUUUCCAAUCUUCAGAACCCCACGAAGCGGGCAAUUGGUAUCGGUAUCUUGUCUGUAUGAGUAAUGCGGGAGGCAUUACCGGCAGUUUUAUCUAUCAGGAGAAGCGCUCCGUUAUCCACCGGCUACAGGAACUCGUUUGCUUUUGCAUCGGCGGGUUUCAUUGCCUGCCUAGUACUCGAGCUCUGUCUCUUUAGGUUAAAUAAACAGAAGGUCCAGCUAAGCGAAGCGAAGAUCCGAGACUGAUAUACAGAUGAGGAGUUGAACGAAAUGGGAGAAAAAAGUCCCCUGCUCAAAUAUACACUGUGAUCGGCGUUUCUGGGAUGAUUGUCUGAGGGGAGGGAUGUAUAUGAUAUAGCCAGCGUUUAAAUGCCUCACGGGGGGGCUUAUUAUCCAGUUGUACUUUUUUUCAGGUCCUUUAGUGUCG
This is a messenger RNA of Aspergillus pseudotamarii, 995 nucleotides long. RefSeq lists its product as uncharacterized. The transcript has a single exon. The record is from RefSeq and is a predicted model, not a curated record. Lineage: Eukaryota; Fungi; Ascomycota; Eurotiomycetes; Eurotiales; Aspergillaceae. Bases 206 to 415 code for a protein of 69 amino acids.